GUUAGCUAGAGCGAGUUGCAGUCUUGAAAAGUGUGCUCGUUAUAAAAAUUAAUGAUUCCCUGAUAUAAUGUCUAUGAAGAGAGUGCAGCAAUGGGCCACAUUCUCCCGUUUCUGGUGGAUAUAUGAUGCAAAGUUCCAGAGUCCCUUUAAGUCAGCACCACGACUAUGUUUCCAUCUAUUGGGAAAACACAAGCCUAUCUACUAUCCAACAAGUGAUGUUGGGGACCACAUUGUUGUCAUAAAUACCAAACAUAUUGCAAUGAAGAAUGACUACUGGAGGACAUUCACAUAUUUUCACCACACAGGAUAUCCUAAAGGGUUUUCUAAAACUAGAGCUUGGGAGGUCCAUGAAGCAGAUCCUACUCGGAUCAUGAGACUGGCAGUGAGAGGUUGGUUAAAAGGCAAUCUUGACAGACCAAAAGUCAUGGAGCGACUCCAUUGUUUUCCAGAAGAGGAUGUCCCUGAAGAGAUUCUGAAGAACGUUAGCGGCCAGAUCCCCCAAGUGUUCCCAAUACCUAAAUCAUUAGAGGAGUAUACAAUGGAAGAAAGAGAAAACUUCCCUAGGCUAAUUGAAUGGCCAGAAGAAUAUGUACAAACAGAUAAAAAGACAAAUCGACCAGGACCGAAGAGGGAAAGACGUGAUACAAACAAUAAGGCCAUGAAGGAGAUGAAAACAUUUUGUGUAAAGUGUGCUCUUUGGGGAGUUUCUUUAUCACAACACCUUGGUAUUUGCUGUUUAACAAGAAUGAUGUUUCCAUUGACAUCAAACUGGGAGAAUGAUGCUGGUUCUAAGGGUAGAGUCUGA
Molecule: messenger RNA, 805 nt
Organism: Owenia fusiformis
Lineage: Eukaryota; Metazoa; Annelida; Polychaeta; Sabellida; Oweniidae
Source: the annotation of a GenBank genome assembly